GUUUACAAUACAAGAGAGUGGAGACCCUCGACAGAAGUGAUUGCUAAGGUCACAAGGCGAGUGCGUGACAAGUGGCACUCUCGGAACCCCAAGACUCGGUUUCUUCUUUACUGUGCAGCCCGCUGGGGAGGCAGGGGGAGGAGUUGAGCCGGGCUGCAGCUGCCGAGGCCCCCGCGUUCCGGGGGCGGUCCCUGGCGGCCGCGCAUUCCAGAGCCUCCAGAGCCACCCGAGCAGAGCGUGCCCCGUGCCCAGCCGCGCGUCCCGGCCACUGCUGCGCGCUCCCGCCUGCCCGGGGCUUGGAGCUACGGGGCACAUUCGGGGCCGAGAUCCCGGGGCUAGGGGUCGCAUCCCACUGCUAGGACCCGUACCGUCCGAGGAGACCUGGAGAAGCGUUCCGGCUGCCUCUACCCCAGGAACUUUUCGCAGACCUGGCACGAUCCAGCAGCGGCGGGGGCCGUGGGUUUUCAAAGGAGCUGUGCGGAUCCAGGUUUUUAACAGUUGCCAUGAUACUGCAAGCACAGCACACAAAUGAAUGUGGAAUAGGAAGUGAGCACGGCAUCGUCCCAUCUGACUCCAAAGUUUGAAAAGUUGUGCAAUGCCUCACAGUCGCACACAUGCCAGUGAAGCAGCAUGGAUGCCAUCAGCCAGGUCCCCAUGGAAGUCGUGCUCCCCAAGCACAUCCUGGACAUCUGGGUCAUUGUCCUCAUCAUCCUGGCCACCAUUGUCAUCAUGACCUCCUUGUUGCUGUGCCCGGCCACUGCGGUCAUCAUCUAUCGCAUGCGGACUCAUCCUGUCCUCAAUGGGGCCGUCUGAGAACCUCCCAAGAGGGGCAGGUGAUGGAUGAGGACAGCGUCCCUGCCCCCAGCUUCUUUCCCUUUCUCAGAAGAGCUGCAGGAGGGACUUUGGAGCAUGGACACUGGAGCUCGAUAUGUGAGGAGACCUGAGUUCUGGUUUUGAUUCUGCCACUGGCCAGUGGUGUGAGUUUGGUCAAGGGACCUAAUUCUAUGAGUUCCAGGCUCCUUAUUUUCCAAAUGGGGAUCAUGAUUCCUGCCCGUCCUACCUCAUGGGGUUGUGAGAACCAAUGACCUAGUGGAGGUUAAAGCUGUUGGUGAGUAGAUACACAGGUGUUACUGCUGAAUGCUGAGAAGCUUUGAAGAACCAAAGACCCUAGCUGCUGAUGAGGGGUGAGGGAGACACUGGGGCAGAGCAGUCUUCCCCAGUGCCCCUAAGAUGAAGGCAAGCAAAGGCACCCCGUCAUCAUUCCAAGGGACCAACAGCAUGUGGCUCAACGUUCUUUCCUUUGAGGUGCCACUCCCUUGAGUUGUCUAAUUUGGGAGGGAAUUGAGCAUGGCAGGGGGAGGGAGAUGGGUGGAUCUUCCCAGGACACCGGAAUCUGCAGUUUGGAGGGGCUCUGACAUUUCUUGGCAAUGCCAAGGGAGCUGGGGUGAUGGGCUUCAUUCUGCAUUAGCGUCCUAUAGCUUUGACGCUCAAGCAGUGUUGGCAGAUGCAGGGUGGCUGAGUUCCCUGGCCAGCUUUCAGGAUACCCAGCACCCGCCCCGUCCCCUGUGUGCCCCUCCGCCCCAGCCCCUGCUGUAAUUAGGUCCACCGCAUAAUGUGUACUCCCUUCAUCCCCUCCCACCAGCACUGCAACCAUUCCAAGGUACGAGAUGUUCCCAGCACCUUUGGAACUAACUCAAACAAUGAUGUUUAUUUUAAACGCUACAAUUUAUAUUUAUAUGUAUAGAGAGAUUUCUGGACCACUCAAGCUCUUUGACCGAAAUAAGGAGCAUCUGGGGAUUUGUUAAAUUAUGUAAGAAGAUAGCACAGAUUAUCGGGAUAUUAUUGUGUGAAAAUGAUGCUUUUAGGUUGAUCUGAUUUCAUUGAUGUACCUAACUAAUUUCCAAUAAAGUGCUAGAGUGAG
Aethalodelphis obliquidens (Pacific white-sided dolphin) is the source of this 1921-nucleotide messenger RNA. It is a transcript of the gene SMIM3, whose product is annotated as small integral membrane protein 3. The transcript is spliced from 3 exons. NCBI's taxonomy places the organism in Eukaryota, Metazoa, Chordata, Mammalia, Artiodactyla, Delphinidae. Bases 631 to 813 code for a protein of 60 amino acids. The record is from RefSeq and is a predicted model, not a curated record.